AUGGCUGUCCUGAAACAAGAGCCUAGCCGGCCCGUGCUCGGGACCAUCCCUGCGGCCAACUGGCUUCUGGGCAAGGUGCUCACGAAGCUGUCCGAGGACCUGGUGGCCGCGUACGUGUCCAGCAAGGAGCUGGGCCUCAACUUCCAAGACAUCAAACAGAAGCUCCUAUACACACAAGGGCUGCUGCACGCAUCCGACGGGAGGGACCUAAGCAACAACCCUGGCCUCUACGGGUUGCUGCGGGAGUUGAGCAAGAAGGCCGAUGAGGCCGAGGACAUCCUCGACGAGCUCCACUACUUCAUGAUCCAGGAUCAACUCGAUGGCGUCCAGGGCCCUGCCCUCCAUGUCCGCCAUGCUGCUCGCCACACCUUCGGUAACUGGCUUCCAUGCUUUUCUUGCUCGCGUACUCAAGAUGGUGAUUCUUCUGUUCCUGUUGUCACAAGAUGGUGUUUCUGUAACCCACAAAAGGCAACAAGGUCUGGUAGUGGCAAUGAUGGUGGCCCCGUUGAUAAGUUGUCUUUCAAAAGGGUAGACAUGUCCAACAAAAUCAAGUUGGUAAUAGAGGAAUUGAACUCCAUGUGUGGACCUGUCUCUGACUUGCUCAAAAUUGCCAACCAUAGUAACACUGCAACAAGCACACCUAUCACUCUCAAAAGGCCUCCCACGGGUUCAGUAGCUGCACAAGAUAAAUUGUAUGGGAGGGGUGUUAUCUUUGAGCAAACUAUAAGUGCGCUCACUGGUAGCACAUAUCUUGGUGAAACCCUUUCUGUUCUCCCUUUUGUUGGCCCAGGGGGUAUGGGAAAGACAACCUUGACCCAACACUUGUAUAAUGAUAAAGGGGUUGAGGAGCAGUUCACUAUCAGGGUCUGGGUAUGUGUCUCAACUAGUUUUGAUGUGACAAACCUCACCCGGCAGAUCCUUAGGUGCAUACCAGCAAUUGAAAACGAAAAAUACAAAUGUACAGUUGAAACAGCCAGCUUAGACCAGCUUCAGAAAUCCAUUGCAGAGCGACUGAAGUCCAAAAGAUUUUACCACUUAAAAUUCCUAGACCUAGAAGAUUGGCAUGGUAGUACAAAGUUGCCUAGAGACAUUAGCCAUCUUGUGAAUUUAUGCCAUUUCCAUUCUUCCAAAGAACUCCAUUCCAAAAUUCCUGAGGUUGGAAAGAUGAAGUGUUUACAGGAGCUAAAAGAGUUCCAUGUUAAGAAAGAGGGUGUUGGCUUUGAAUUGAGAGAACUAGGGGAAUUGGGAGAGCUAGCAGGAGAGCUCUGUGUAUGUAAUCUUGAAACUGUGGCAUCCAAGGUGGAAGCUAGUGCUGCCAAAUUGAACAAUAAAAAGAAUCUGAAAGGACUAAAAUUACUCUGGAGUACAGAGCACCAGACCAUAAAUGAUGAUGUUCUUGAUGGUCUUCAACCACACCCUAAUCUUAGGGUGCUUGGCAUUAUAAAUCCUGGUGUUGCCCCUUGUCCUAGAUGGUUGUGUGGUGACAUUAGCAUAAAAGGGUUGGAGGAUCUCCAUCUGGAGGGUGUAUCUUGGGGAACUCUUCCAGUUUUUGAGCAGGUACCACACCUCAGUAGUCUCACUUUGAAAAAUAUUGCUGGGCUGAGUGUGUUCGGGCCUGGCUUUAGUGGUGUUACAGAAAGAAGCUUCAUGCACCUGAAGAAACUUCAGUUUGAGAAUAUGCCAGAGCUUGAGAAGUGGGUCGGGGAACCUAAUAGCCGUCUAUUUUCAAGGCUUGAAAGCAUCAAGAUUGGAGGUUGUCCCAUUCUCAGCUUGUUUCCCUUCUUGGAGUGCUCUGACCUAUUUACCAACCUGUGUAGUCUUCAUAUUGAUAACUGCCCCGAGUUGUCUCAGUUCCCACCCAUGCCUCACACCUCCACACUAACAAAUAUUCGUGUGGAAAAUGGUGGGUCAGAGCUAUUAUAUGAUGGUAAACAAUUGAUCAUUGAUGGGUAUGCUAGUGCUUUGGCCUUCCACAAUAUGGAUAAAGUAGAGGUUAUGCAAAUUACAGAUGUGUCACACAUUUCAUUUUCAGACCUCCAAAAACUAAAUUCGUUGAGAAAUAUACAUUUCAUGAAAUGUAGUGACAUGUUUUCUGCAGAAAUGGCUGAUAAUGUUAUCCUCCGUUCAGUUCAGAAUCUUUGUAUUCUUCCCCUCAAGCUAACCAUGGGCAUUCGGGUACUAAAAACUGAACCCAAACCGUCCUGAAUUUCCCAAUUGUCGGGUAUUAUGGUCUUCUGGUUCGGGUUUAGUUCUUGCUUAAUCUGCAAUUUCGGUUUCAAGCACUAAUCGGGUAUCAUCGCUCAUUACUAGAAUAGACCACAAUAAUCAAAAGAAACCUACAUGCGACGUCCCACCUCGCAAAAUAGGCCCGGCCCAUUAGAGAAGAUACCCCAACCGACCUUCUCUACUCACCCCACGCCCCCACCACCCCCUCUCUUGUCUCUCCAUCGCCCUUUUAAUUUUGGAUCAGGCAGAGCUCCUGUCUCGACCACGCCCCAUGGCCAACACAGUCCACCUCCUCCUCGACCUCUCAUUGUUGUUGUGCUAGAUCUGUCAUUGCCUAGGUUUAGGAGCACCACCUCCACCCAUGGCAAUGAGCUGACACUGAUACCGGCCUUCUUGACGAGCUCACGACCCGCUGCUCGUCGCCUCAUCUGUCCCAAUGGCCAGGACGAGGGCCUCGGCCUAAUAUUUGAGGAAGACGAUGGCCGAGGGUAUCCUACACGUGGAUCCCGCGUGUGGUCGCCUUGUGCAGGGUGUCUAGGAGCUGCUUCCUCCAAUA
Molecule: messenger RNA, 2782 nt
Organism: Triticum aestivum (bread wheat)
Lineage: Eukaryota; Viridiplantae; Streptophyta; Magnoliopsida; Poales; Poaceae
Product: putative disease resistance protein RGA3
Exons: 3
Coding region: 1-2205 (734 amino acids)
Molecular function (GO): ADP binding
Source: RefSeq, a predicted model, not a curated record